Dimorphilus gyrociliatus is the source of this 664-nucleotide messenger RNA. The record is from the annotation of a GenBank genome assembly. Lineage: Eukaryota; Metazoa; Annelida; Polychaeta; Dinophilidae.
AGUUUCCGCAAUCAAUGCAGUGCGCGAUAUGACGGACGGUCGCAAAGAGGCGCCGGUCGUUCUUGUCGAGGCGGACGAUGAAGAAGAGGAGAAAAAGUCUCCUCGUCAUCUGAAACCUCUUCAUAAACGACUAGCUGAAGAAGAGCAAAUGAUUGACUCACUAGUCACUUCAACUCGUUUAUUAGGAUUACCAAUUCUUGGCGCAGGAGGAAGACGAUUAUCAGCGCCAGGUAGGAUAAGCGCUAUUUCACCAACGAGAUUGCGGCGAAAUAGUGAUAGCUCAGAAGAGAGUGAAGGUGAAACGACAACAGAACGGAAAGCCAGACGAGCAGCAAGACGUUCAUUAGAAGUUCGGCCUACAGCAGUUGUUAGCCCUCGGAGAACUUUGGGACCACUUCUCGAAGCAGAGAAUGCUGAAACUGGGUUUAGAAAAAGAGCUCUCUCUCUUCCUUUACCUGAAUUAGCUCUUUAUGAAAGAGGCGAAGCAGUCGGAGCUAUCGCUGGCAAUCCCCCUCCCCAUAUGGAGGAGAGUAGGCCGAUUACUCCUCGCCGUCGGCGAGGUAUGUCGAUACAAGAAGACCGAGGAUUAGAAGCUAUUAUGGAAGAAACUAGCCAAUCGCGCAGGUAUUCAACGCCCUCGCGUUCGUGCGCUACGAAUUCCUAA